Pocillopora damicornis (cauliflower coral) is the source of this 1180-nucleotide messenger RNA. RefSeq names its product insulin-like peptide 03. Lineage: Eukaryota; Metazoa; Cnidaria; Anthozoa; Scleractinia; Pocilloporidae. Gene Ontology annotation, cellular component: extracellular region. The record is from RefSeq and is a predicted model, not a curated record. Gene Ontology annotation, molecular function: hormone activity.
UAGUAAGAACUGGUGCUUACACUUGUGGACACGAACCAAGCGAGAUGAGCUACAAGAUAAACUGGAUAAGCUUCGUAUUAAUAAUAUGGAUGCUAACCACGUCGUUACAAAUCGAGGCGUCUUUCUUUCCUUGUACCCCGCUUUCACCACCUGAUCGCUGCCGUAAAAUUGACGAGAUUUCCGGAAAGCAGGUCUCCUUUCAUAUUUGCGGCGUUCAACUCACAACAGCUUUAGUUAGGUUCUGCAGAUUGCGAAGGAAAAGAAAUGUAAAACCAAGAGACAGCAAAGUAAUCCUGGACAAGCAAAGAGCUGACGGAUUUCUCACUUCACAGCAGGUGACUAAAAGGAACUUCGACCUUGUAGAAGAGUGCUGUCGAGAGGGCUGUGUGUUGGAAGAACUUUUGGAAUAUUGCAAAUAUUUUUGAAAUGUAAAAUCGGCUAGAAGAAAAUACCCCAAAAAGUAUGUUUAGUUCUCGGUUGAACGCGGUUGCGAUGAACAACCGCUCUCUACAACUUAAGGGAAAUGUAGACCAUAUGGUACUUUGCCGCAACCAAAUUAAUAUCAAUUUUUAAUUUUUGGUCCCAUUUAACCUCAGUUUAUUUAAAUUAUAGCUUUCGGGGGCAAAGGAAAAAACGUUAUAAUGAGUCGGGUCGCGAUUAUUCUGCUGAUCCUCAUCGAGAAUGUUAUGACAAGUUCGUUUUAUUCAACUACUUGGAUAGAUGUUGAGCUGAGAACGCAUUGUAAAGUUAGGGGAUAUCAAGAUAGCAAUUAUCAUAGAACCGGAAGUGAGGCUUAUGGUUGUGUCACAAUAACAAUAUACAACAAUAAACUCCUAAUGCUCUGUAGUAUUAUGUAGCUAAUUCCUCUGACCUCCCCCUGGUGAUUGAUAAUCAUUGUUCCGUUAGUUAGGAGAAAUUGGUGUUUGGUGUUUGGUGUUAAAUAAAUUAGCCAUCAUUAGAUUACUGUGUAACCUUUGUUGUUUACCUUGAUUGUUAAGAAUAAAAAAAUUGUAAUUAUUUAGCCGUUCAAUGAUUAACUAGUUGUCUAGGUGAUUUUCGCGAAUUUACCGCUUAGUUGUAUCGCGGGCGCAUUUUUCCCACGUGCGAGACGAAGGAAGACAUGCUGAUUUGUGAGACUUCGCCGUUCGUUCUAAUGUGAAAUUAAAAGGUGAAAUUUAUU